GAGGUUGAUGCUGCCAUGGCUGCCAGGCCUCAUUCAAUUGAUGGGAGAGUGGUUGAGCCAAAACGUGCUGUAGCAAGAGAUGAGUCUGGAAAACCAGGGGCUCAUGUGACUGUGAAGAAGCUGUUUGUUGGUGGAAUUAAAGAAGAUACUGAGAAACAUCACCUUAGAGAUUACUUUGAAGAAUAUGGAAAAAUUGAUACCAUUGAGAUAAUUACUGAUAGGCAGUCUGGAAAGAAAAGAGGCUUUGGCUUUGUUACUUUUGAUGUCCAUGAUCCUGUGGUUAAAAUUGUGUUGCAAAAAUACCACACUAUCAAUGGUCAUAAUGCAGAAGUAAGAAAGGCAUUGUCUAGCCAAGAGAUGCAGGAGGUCCAAAGUUCUAGGAGUGGAAGAGGAGGGAACUUUGGUUUUGGGGAAUCUCGUGGUGGCGGUGGAAAUUUUGGACCAGGACCAGGAAGUAACUUUAGAGGGGGAUCUGAUGGAUAUGGAAGUGGACGUGGAUUUGGUGAUGGCUAUAAUGGGUAUGGAGGAGGACCUGGAGGUGGCAAUUUUGGAGGUAGCCCUGGUUAUGGAGGAGGAAGAAGAGGAUAUGGUGGUGGAGGACCUGGACAUGGCAACCAGGGUGGGGGCUACAGAGGUGGUUAUGACAACUAUGGAGGAGGAAAUUAUGGAAGUGGAAAUUACAAUGAUUUUGGAAAUUACAACCAGCAACCUUCUAACUAUGGUCCAAUGAAGAAUGGAAACGUUGGUGGUCAGGAACGUGGGGGCCCAUAUGGUGGAGGAAACUAUGGUCCUGGAGGCAGUGGUGGAAGUGGUGGUUAUGUGGGAGGAGCCGAUACUGAGCUUCUUCCUAUUUUUCAUGGCAUUGAUAUGAACCAUGGAUAAGUAUAUUCUGCUGCCACAAAGACUGUAAAGUGCUUCAUUUCAACAGCUGAGGCAAGCCAAGUGAUCAUUAUUAAAGCUUUUCUUGGUUCCUUCAGUGGUGUUGGUAGUAAAAUGGAAGGUGUCUUGCUGCAGGUAACUAAUGAAGAAGUGGUCAACCACAGUCUUCAAGAAAUAAGAAAUUCUGUACCAUCUGAAAGUAGUUUCUUGUUGGUGCCUUCAUUUAAGAAGCACUCUUUAAGAAAAGGGAAAUGCUUUCUGAUAAAAAACAAACUUCAUUUAGUACAGGUUCUUGAUAAAAUCAUUACAAAAUGAGUGUUGUUUGUAAAGCAUAGCAUCAAAUCAGCUAGAGAGAUAAAUGUAUCAUGUUUUAAAUUAGGUUUUGUGAGUAGACAGAUUAAAGUUCUAUUUUAAAUACAAAUUUUAUAAAAAUAAAUACUUUUGUAUCCAAAAAAAA
This is a messenger RNA of Perognathus longimembris pacificus (Pacific pocket mouse), 1336 nucleotides long. RefSeq names its product heterogeneous nuclear ribonucleoproteins A2/B1-like. Lineage: Eukaryota; Metazoa; Chordata; Mammalia; Rodentia; Heteromyidae. The record is from RefSeq and is a predicted model, not a curated record. Gene Ontology annotation, molecular function: RNA binding.